CGCUUCCGGGGCGCCAUGGGGCCCGGUGUGGCGCGCACCCUACGCCUGGCCUGGGGGGCGGCCGCCCGCCGCAGCCUCCACGGGACAGCGCCCGCCUGCGCCCCCCCCCUGACCCCCCGCUCCCCGCAGGGCCGGGGGGAGCGAGCCUACGACAUCUACUCCCGCCUGCUGCGCGAGCGCAUCGUCUGCGUCAUGGGGCCGAUCGACGACAGCCUGGCCAGCCUGGUGAUCGCGCAGCUCCUCUUUCUCCAGUCCGAGAGCAACAAAAAACCCAUCCACGGCGCGGUGCUCAACUCAUCUACGACACGAUGGCAAGUACGUUCUCAACACGGUGCUUCGUGGACGUGGAUGCGUGGGGCAGGCGGCACAGGGGCACUGGGCUCCCUCCGCGCUAGCCGCCGAGCACCGGCCAGGGGCGCCACGCCCUGCGCCAAAGCGGCCGCCAUCAAUCAUGGUGACCACCCAGCCCUCGGAGGAGGGGGAAGGGGCCAGGCCACCGACAUCGCCAUCCAGGCGGAGGAGAUCCUGCAGCUCAAACGCCAAAUCAACGGGCUCUACGCCAAGCACACCGGGCAGCCCCUCGCCGUCCAUCGCGGCCGGCGGAUUUUGGGAGCCGGAGACCGGUACCUUCAGCCCCGUGGAGGCGCGUGGACGUUCGGGGCUGCUCUAAUCGACCGGGGUGAUGCGUGCCAUCCGCCCCCUCGCCCCAGCUGGUGGGUAGGCGAGGACGAACCGGGAGGGUGCAGAAGGAGCCCCCCCCCCGCACCCUCCGCGCCCCCCAAUGCCCCUCCGGGAUCCUGAGAUGCCCCCUCCCCCCGUCGAGGGGUGUGGAGGGGUUGGGGGAAGGGCUGUGUGCCCCCCCCUCGGCCGCCCCCCCACAUAUCUAUCGCGUGU
Aquila chrysaetos chrysaetos is the source of this 894-nucleotide messenger RNA. It is a transcript of the gene CLPP, whose product is annotated as caseinolytic mitochondrial matrix peptidase proteolytic subunit. Gene Ontology annotation, molecular function: ATPase binding; serine-type endopeptidase activity; ATP-dependent peptidase activity. Gene Ontology annotation, cellular component: endopeptidase Clp complex. The record is from RefSeq and is a predicted model, not a curated record. The transcript is spliced from 7 exons. Bases 16 to 801 code for a protein of 261 amino acids. Lineage: Eukaryota; Metazoa; Chordata; Aves; Accipitriformes; Accipitridae. Gene Ontology annotation, biological process: protein quality control for misfolded or incompletely synthesized proteins.